Clunio marinus is the source of this 333-nucleotide messenger RNA. The record is from the annotation of a GenBank genome assembly. NCBI's taxonomy places the organism in Eukaryota, Metazoa, Arthropoda, Insecta, Diptera, Chironomidae.
AUGCCGAUGGCAAUCCACUUUGAUAAACACAAAAAAGAAGAAUCUCUUGAAAUUUCACAUCACGGAGUUACACAAGUGGAUGAAGAGAGAAACAUAUUGACAGAUUUAAAUUCUGUCAGUGUUGUGUUCGGAAGAAUUUUAUUGCAAUUUCAACACAUAGAUUACAUCCUUACUUCACUUUGGGAUAAACGAAACAAAUUAAAUUCUUCAAAGAAGCAUCGGAUACGAAUGAAAAAAUCCAUUUCCCCAUCUCAUCUGCUUGAGUUCACUAAGCCAAUAUCAUACAACAAUGAAGAUUACCCUCAAUCUUUUGCUACCAAAUCGGAACAGUAA